Messenger RNA from Jatropha curcas, 1753 nucleotides. RefSeq names its product Nucleotide/sugar transporter family protein. The record is from RefSeq and is a predicted model, not a curated record. NCBI's taxonomy places the organism in Eukaryota, Viridiplantae, Streptophyta, Magnoliopsida, Malpighiales, Euphorbiaceae.
UAUACCUACUUGACAAUUUGGAGCUUAAUAAGCAAAUGCUAGGUGGCACUUCAUAAUUGGACUUUAAUUUCAUACCUUUUUUUUUUUUUUUUAAUAUUCAUUUCUUAAAAUAACAACUCCCCAUUUCUAGAGAUGUAGGACUCUUCUUCUCUCCCCAUAUCUCCUAGCUCCAUUUGUUUCAUAUCCAUCAAACCACUCGUUAUUAACUUCUCCUCUGUGUUUUUCUUUCUUUUUUUUUUCUUUUUAAUGUGAUCUUUCUUCUUUGUGUUCUUCACGUUCAUUACUUUUUUAAUUAAACUUCUUGUUAUGGUCACCAAUGUUUUUUUCUUCUUUUUGCUAAAUAUGUGAUUAAAAGAAUAUCCUGUUUGGUUGCUAUGGGGUUGAUUGGAUCAUUAUUACAGAAUGGUGCAAGAAAAUUCAUCAAGAGAAAAGAUAGCGAUGCAGGAGAGACGGGUCGAGCAUUGGAAGAACUUAGAAGCUCUCUUUACAAUGAAUUUCGAACUUCAGAAGGAGCCAAGAAGCAUCAGCAAAGGUUUUGUGGGCCUAUUGUGGCAAUGACCUUCAAUUUUUUGGUUGCUGUUGGAGUUAUUAUGACAAACAAAUUAGUGAUGGGAAAAAUUGGGUUUAACUUUCCAAUCUUUCUGACAUUAAUCCAUUAUACAACAGCAUGGAUUCUGCUUGCCAUUUUUAAGAGCUUGGCGCUGCUUCCGGUCUCUCCUCCUUCUAAAAGUACUCCUUUCACUUCCCUUUUCUGCUUAGGAGUUGUUAUGUCUUUUGCCUCAGGUCUUGCCAAUGCUAGCCUUAAGCAUAACAGCAUUGGUUUCUACCAAAUGGCUAAAAUUGCAGUCACUCCUACCAUUGUUCUUGCAGAGUUUGUUCUGUUCAGGAAAACCAUUUCUUAUAAAAAGGUUUUAUCUCUAGCUGUUGUAUCAGCAGGAGUAGCAGUUGCAACGGUAACAGAUUUACAGUUCAAUAUAUUUGGUGCUUGCAUUGCAAUUAUAUGGAUAAUUCCAAGUGCAAUAAACAAAAUUUUGUGGUCAAAUCUGCAACAGCAAGCCAAUUGGACUGCACUUGCGUUGAUGUGGAAGACUACACCAGUGACAAUUUUAUUUUUACUAGCCUUAAUGCCAUGGCUAGAUCCACCAGGAGCACUAUUAUUCAAGUGGGAUCUCCAUAACUCAUCUGCAAUUUUCAUUUCAGCUCUUUUAGGAUUUCUCUUGCAAUGGUCUGGUGCUUUGGCUCUUGGGUCAGUCUCUAAUCAUAUGCAAUUCUCGUGUUUAUUCUUGAUUUUCGGGGCAACAUCAGCAACAUCUCAUGUGGUGUUGGGACAAUUCAAGACAUGUGUAAUUCUAUUGGGUGGGUUUUUAAUAUUCAAUUCAGAUCCAGGUUUAGUAAGCAUUGGAGGAGCAAUUUUAGCUCUUGGUGGAAUGUCAACUUAUACAUCACUUAAUUUACAAGAGUCUCAUGAAAAUUUGAAUAGCCAGAAUCAGAAGCAAGCCUUACCUUUAUCAAAAUCCAAAACUGAAGCUGAACCACCUACUGAAGAUGCUACUAGUUCAACUUCAACUGCAACUAGUAAUGCAAAUGCUGUCUAGCUAGGUUUCUAUUUUGUUUUAAGCUUCUUGAUGUGUAAGGUUAUGGUUAAGGUUGUAAGAGAGAAUAUAGAAUCAUAGGAAUUUUGAUUUGGUUAAUGAAAGAUAAUUAUGUACAGAAAAGAUUUAUUUAGUUAAAUUUGGCUAUCCUUUUUUUCAAA